UUUGAAUUUCGUUAAUUUUUAUAGUGAUAUCAAACGGCCUUGGAGCUCGCGGCACUGGCCGUCGGUGUAGCUGUGGUCGUCUCUGCACUGGAACAAGACGGAGAAGGAGAAGGCGGUUCGGCUGCCGCUGGCGUUGGUCUUGAAGAACUUAACCUUGGUAGACUGGAAAACAAAAAUUCGAUCCGGAGGACGGUUGAGCGAGCUUGUGGGUUGGUCCCGGUUAGAUGAGUGAGGUGUUGCUUUGAACAGCGCUUGAAGACCAAAGCAGAGUAAUCCGGGAGCGAAUUCAGCAAGAAUGUCUAAGAAAGCCAUAGACAGAGAUAAUUCAAAAGGGUUUUGCGGGAAUAUCCAUUUGAGGGCGCGCGGUGAUGGAUGGAGUCGGACUCAUGGCUGGAUGAUUAGGAAUUUCCAGAGGGAUUUGUGGGGGAAUUAGAGAAAAUGUGAAAUGGUUUUGGAUUGGAAAUGAGAAAUGAGGAAUGCUCAUCGUUGCUAGUUUGCUACACCUGGUUUGCUUCCUUCCAACCGAGAGCGGCAAGUGACCGUUAGAGAGGCGGAUGAGGAGGACCGCCAAGCGAAGGCUUUACCUUUUCGUCUUCUUUUGUUGAUCUGAACCCUAAAAAUUACAAGAAAAAAACACUUGAUUUAUUGAAAUUUGAAGUCAUUGUGACAGGAUGGUGAGCCAACUGGUUGGUGAUGCUUCCGUGAUGAAUAUCAUUGCCCAAAUAGCCGGCAUCUUGGCAUUCAUCGCCGCAGACAAGAGAACGCUCUAUCGCGACCCCCAAAUUCUCGUGAAUCGUCGCCGACAUCUCGGUCAUUACUCAUUGCCGCCCCUACCGUUCUGAAUUUCCACCGUGCCGUUCGAAGGAAAAGAAGGACAUAGAAGAAAAAUGAGGAGGAGGAGAAUCAGCGACCAUGCGCGACACCGUUGGUGUUCUCUCCCGCUGUCGAGAAUCUCUACUGCUGCCGCUUGGGCUGCCGGAAUUGGUAUGGCAUCCUCCCUUCCCCUUUCUUAAUUUCUCCAUUUCUUCUCUCUCUCUCUCUCUCUCGCCCUCCACCCUAAAUUCAUCUUGAUGGUUGAUUUACCAAAAUGGCCCUCUAUUGUUCAAGCUGCUCUUAUGCCCCAAGUUCCAUACAGCCACCAUGGAUGCCCGAGCACAAUCCAGUGCAUGCACCCACACCUUUUAGUUUUUCACCAUGGAUUUCUUUACCUCAACACUUGCCUAUUGUUUGCUAGUUGUUUGGGAGCUUGUAGUUUAAUUUAGAUUUUUAUAAAUUUGAAUAAGUUAUGAACUAUAACAUUGCAUUUAUAAAUACAAAAAAUUCAAAAGUAAAGUUCAAAAUUCCUGUUCUUGAACACAACUAUAUAUUCAUGUGUAUAAGUAGUUUCAUAGACCUUCAUGCAUGAUUACAUGUGAUUGUAUAGGCAUAAGCCUUAGUGUUUAGUACACUGGAUAAUACACACACACACAGAUGUAUAUAUGUAUAGUUCUUGUUAUAUAUAUGUACAUGGAUAUUUGCAUGCAUGCAUAUAUACUUCUGGAAUAUGUGUUGCCCAUACGUAAUAACGUAUUUGUGUGUUGGCAUAUAAGAAUGCAUGUGGGUAUUGUUGAGGAUUCUUUGCCUUAAUCCUAGGAGAAUAUUAUGUCCAUACUUUCCUUUUAUCUGUCCUCUAAUUAAUAGGUAACUGUUAUGUAAUUAUUGUAAUUAUUACAUGUAAUCUGUAAAUUAUUAUAAAUAAACAAUUCUCACCACUUCACAAGUGUGGUGGUUUUUUCUAAACACUCUCAUGGUAUCACAGCCUCCCACGAUCCUACCUUCCUUUUCUUUCUGGCAUAGCUGCAGCAACCCUAACUCAACCUACUUUACCCCCCCUCCCGAGGGCCGCCGCACUGCUGUCAACCCAUCGCGGUGUCACCUACUCCCAGCGGCUAGCAGGCAGUCAUCGCAGUCGCCUCUACCCUCUCGCUGCUUUGCAAUCGCCACUGCCUACUUGGCUUUGCCGACUUGCCACCCACUCUCCAGUUGCUAGCACCGUCGUUCUUCACAGAUCUCCCUUCCCAUGGUUGCCGAAACCUCCUCCACUCUUCUUCCUUUCAACACCCUCAUCCACAUGGUUACCAUCAAACUCUCCUCUUCCAACUAUCUCCUCUGGAAGAGUCAAUUGCUUCCUCUCUUAGAGAGCCAAGAACUAAUUGGCCAUGUGGAUGGAACCCUGAAGCCCCCACCCCGUUUUGAUCCUAUGGAUUUUUAGACACCAAACAUCAAACAUGUGGUGUGGAAAAAUGCAGACCAACAUCUCCUGAGCCUACGCUUGUCCUCCCUCACUGAGGAGGCCAUGGCUGAAGUCAUGGGUCUCUCUGCUUCACAUGAGGUCUAGAUUACCUUAGAGAACACCUUCAGCCAUCACUCCAAGGCUUGUGAAAUUCGUCUCAAGGAUGAUUUGCAACUCAUGAAACCCGACACUAGGUUCGUUUUGGAGUACGCCUGAGCCUUCAAGGCCCUCUGUGCUCAACUUCAUGCAAUCAGAUGCCCCGCUGAUGACACAGACAAGGUACACUGGUUCCUUUGAGGUUUUAGCUCAAAAUUCUCGAGUUUUUCCAUGGCACAAAUGGCUCUCACCCCGUUGCCUUGUUUUGCUGACUUGGUGCCCAAAACCGAGAGCUUUGAGCUCUUUUAAAAAUCAUUGGAGCCUGCUGCCCUGCCCCCUGCGGCAUUCAUUGCUACCCAUCGUCACCUUGCGAAGACAAACUUGAGGUCUAGUUCCUCCCGGAAUCAGCAAGGCCGAAUUGGCGGCCAUGGACAUGGACAGGGUUGCUUCUCUUCUGGACGACAUUCUCUGCACUGCCAAAUAUGCCGCAUGGAGGGUCACUAUGCAAAUCGCUGUAGCAAAUGGUAUGAUCGCCAUGGUCAUGCCCCUAAAGCUCAGCUUGCUGCAGCCCUCACCUCGUUGGGUUCCAUCUCUGGAUAUGAGGCCUCAUAUUGGUAUUUAGAUACAAAAGCUUCGGCCCACAUGACUCCAGCUCAAUCCAACCUGGAUCAGUCCACUUCAUAUACGGAUUGCCAAAUGGGAAGGGCGGUGGCAACUGGUAAAGGAGAUGGCGGCUUAUAUGUGCUAGAAUGCAGCAAUUCCGCAUUUGUUUUUGUCCUCCAAAAUAUAUCUCUUCAUGUUUCAUAUGAUUUAUGGCAUGCUUGUCUUGGACAUGCAAAUCUUGGACAUGCAAAUCAUUCUGUUGUCUCUCUUUUGAAUAAAAAAAGAUAGCUUUAUCUU
Malania oleifera is the source of this 3268-nucleotide messenger RNA. RefSeq lists its product as uncharacterized. The coding region runs from base 2858 to 3259 and encodes 133 amino acids. NCBI's taxonomy places the organism in Eukaryota, Viridiplantae, Streptophyta, Magnoliopsida, Santalales, Ximeniaceae. The transcript has 2 exons. The record is from RefSeq and is a predicted model, not a curated record.